Messenger RNA from Caenorhabditis remanei, 984 nucleotides. RefSeq lists its product as uncharacterized. The transcript is spliced from 3 exons. Gene Ontology annotation, molecular function: protein binding. Bases 1 to 984 code for a protein of 327 amino acids. Lineage: Eukaryota; Metazoa; Nematoda; Chromadorea; Rhabditida; Rhabditidae. The record is from RefSeq and is a predicted model, not a curated record. Gene Ontology annotation, biological process: embryo development.
AUGGAUAAAUUCCCGAUUCUUUCUCUCCCAGCCGUCCCGUUACGUCAAGUUCUCGGAGGGCUCUGUCCAAUUGAUCUUUUCGAGCUUCUCCAAUGCUCUUCUAGAACCAAGGAAGUUCUGAAGUCUUUCGAAAAGGCCAACAAAACUUUCAAGGUUGGAGUCGAUUUCCAAAGAAAUUGGGUUGAAAUCAAGGGUGUCUGCAAGUUCUAUGUGAAGGAGGAAGACAAUAAUAUGAAGAUGGAUAAGGAGAACAAAAAGAGAACAUUCUGUGACAGAGAAGUUCCGAUUUCUACUGAUGAGGCGAAAGCGACUAACACUUACUGGCCAGCUGGCGAAAAGCUUGAAGGAACCAUGAAUGUCGGACAAAACUUUGUGAAAACUCUGGGAGUUGGACAACUCGAUCAGAUCUUGAUCAGUGCUGAAAAUCCAGCUGCCGAAUGCCUCUCUUGGCUUGAAAAUUGCAACGUCAGACUGGAGAACUUCAAUCUGGUCGGAGCAGAGCCAAGUCACGCUGAUAAAUUGGCUACGACCAUUUUCUCUGAUGACUUCCUUUCGAAAGUUUCUCUGAACUUCACUUCUCUUCUGGAACCUUCUGAAGGGUGGCGUCCAAUCAAUUUCAGUGGAGAUAUGCCAAUCAACAUAUUCAAGAUCCAACUUCAACAUUCUCAAUGGUUCACUGGGAAACAAUUGAUGGCAAUGAACUGCUCAUCGAUCAUUUUAUAUCAUUCGACUCUCAAGAACGAGGAUAUCAAGAAGUAUUUGGAGGCGUGGAAGUCUGGAGCGUAUCCAAAGUUUUUGUAUCUUUCGGUUCAUGUCGAGGAAGCGAACAAGUUUAACUUCAAUUCGAUCGUCAACGGAUUGACUGAUAAUAAACCAACUGUCGUCGAUAACACCACUUCAGUCGAGUUCCAACGCGAAGAUGGAGACUCCAUCGAGAUCUGUCUUGGAAACGGCGGAAAGCAUUUCACGGCUUUCAUUAAUUAA